AUGUGCAUACCGGAUAGCGCUCGCACCUCAGCUCUGGCCGCCGCCGCACCAGCAACCCCCCUGGACCUCAGCCCCUCCAAGGCCAUGACGCUACCUACCAGCAGUUCCAGCAACGGCAGUAGCAGUAGCGUUCAGGCGACGGCGGUAGCAGCAGGCGGUGUGGGAGAGGGGACUCCGGCAGGGGAGGAUGCUGAUCCCGGGGCGGUGGCUCUGGCGCAGCAGCUGGGUCUGGGUGCGGGCGAGGCGGCGGUGAUCCGGCUGUUUGAGCGGCACCGGGCGUCCGUGGUCAAUAUCAGCGGAAUGCGGGCCAUGCAGACCUUCACCACGCUGGAUCUUGGCAAGCUGCCAUACGGCCAGGGCAGCGGGUUUCUGUGGGGCGACAAGGGCCACGUGGUCACGUGCUACCACCUGGUGAAGGGUGCGGCGGAGGUCAAGGUGACGCUGUACGACAACUCGUCGUACACGGCCAAGGUGCUCGGGUACGACGCAGCCAAAAACGUUGCCGUGCUAAAGCUCUCGGUGCCCAAAAGCAAGCUUCGUGAGCUUCAGCCAGUGACCCUUGGGUCGGCUGCUGGACUGCGAGUGGGGCAAACGGUGUACGGCAUUGGUAACCCCUGGGGCCUGGGGCACACACUGAGUCAGGGUCUUGUGAGCGGCUUGUGUCAGGAGCUGUCCGGCGGUCUGUUCCCCAUCAAGGGGGUUAUCCUGGUGGACAGCGCCCCCGACCCGGGGGGGAGUGGGGGGGUGCUGCUGGACAGCAAGGGCAGCCUGGUGGGGCUGUUGGUGACACCGCCAGCCAGCAGCGGCGGGGGCGGGGCCGGGGGGGGCAAAAUGUCCUUCGCCGUGCCCAUUGACGCCAUUCGCGGUCUUAUCAACCAGAUUCUGGCGUACGGCAGGACCGUACGGCCGGCGAUGGGCAUCACGAUGGCGCCGGCACAGGUUCUGGAGCGUGUGGGUUUGGAGGGUGUGUUGGUGCUGGAGGUGCCCCCGGGUUCCCCCGCACAUGCGGCGGGGCUGAGACCCACACAUCGAGACAUUUUCGGGGAUCUGGUGCUUGGGGAUGUCAUUACGGGGCUGGACGGCAAGGCCGUACGUUCGUCAGCGGAUUUGUACGACGUCCUGGACGAGCACCGAGUCGGCGACCGUGUUAAACUGGACGUGGUGCGGGACGGCAAGCAGAUGGGCCUUACGGUCACCUUGGGGGAGCGGUUGCUCGGAGCGGUGGAGGAGUGA
Molecule: messenger RNA, 1233 nt
Organism: Volvox carteri f. nagariensis
Lineage: Eukaryota; Viridiplantae; Chlorophyta; Chlorophyceae; Chlamydomonadales; Volvocaceae
Exons: 10
Coding region: 1-1233 (410 amino acids)
Biological process (GO): proteolysis
Molecular function (GO): serine-type endopeptidase activity; protein binding
Source: RefSeq, a predicted model, not a curated record